CAAACUUUGAAAGUUGACUCCAAGUUGACAUCCACUAUAUCUACUUACUCUUGUGUAAUUGACGCACCGAUUUUUCAACUUACAUCUCCCGAAGUUUAUGGCCUAGUCGAACAUGUUCUCUGUCAGCUAUAGACGAUUAUUGCGUGCACCGUUGUCACGCGAAAUUCACUCCUUCAUACGAACCAGGUCCGCUGGCCUCCCAGAUGGAUUCAAAUUUUUCCCGGAAUUUCUGUCCCUCUCGGAGCAGCGCACAUUGCUCUCCGUCGCACUCUCUAAACUCGAUUCUACCGAAACCAAACAAGCUCGGAAGCAGCGAAGGGAUUUCCUUACCAACCACCCACAGGAGCAUCGUGCGGUGGAAGACAUUUUCCUUCCUGACGCAUAUUACAAUUUCCAAGAGGGCCAUUAUGAUGGCGUGAUACGACAUUAUCGUGAGAUGCACUUGUCAUCCUGGCCGGAGGAUCAGAAUCCGGGUCUUUCCUUCAUUCUAGCUCGUUUGCAAGGGCUAUAUCCAACCUUGGAGAUACAAACACAUCUUUUACACCUGUCAUCCGUGGGGGAGAUUCUCGGACAUGUGGAUAAUAUAGAAGCCAGUGGAACUUGGAUUCUCGGCGUCAGUCUUGGCGCAGCCAGAGUACUACGGAUGGAGUCGACGAGCAACCCAGAUGACUCUUUCGAGGUUCUGCUCCCAUCGGGUAGUGUUUAUCUACAAAUGGAUAGCGUGCGGUACGAUUAUAACCACUCUGUACUAAAAGCGAGCCAUUUCCUUGGAUGCGAGAUCAAGGCUGGCCAACGAGUUAGUAUAAUGAUCAGAGACCGAAAGGAAGUGCCUACAUCCAAUUCAUAAGUGAGCUCAUUGGAUUUUGACUAAGGGGGCAAGCGCACUUCCAUCCUGGUGUAAUGGAAGGUUAUCUUUUCUACGGCUGAGCAACGGGUUUCACGCUCUUCACAUGAAUGGCACGCUUGCCAAUCCGGGACUGUGUCGUCGUAUGGACAGGCACUAGCGAUUUUACCGCACAUUUCAUUCAACUAAAGCCUUUCCUUCGGAAGUUCCGUCCUGUUGGGACUCAGCUUGAUCUGAAUAUUAUGAUUUCCUAACUAUGAUAAUUAAACUGACUAUCAGAAAAAUUCACCAUACUUAGCUCGAAUGAAAUCGGCAUUGUGGUGCUGCUCAAAUAGCAUUUUUAGAUCCAUCUGAUAUUCGUCACGGAGCAU
Suillus subaureus is the source of this 1215-nucleotide messenger RNA. RefSeq lists its product as uncharacterized. Gene Ontology annotation, cellular component: mitochondrial matrix. Bases 113 to 847 code for a protein of 244 amino acids. NCBI's taxonomy places the organism in Eukaryota, Fungi, Basidiomycota, Agaricomycetes, Boletales, Suillaceae. Gene Ontology annotation, biological process: fatty acid metabolic process; DNA damage response. The record is from RefSeq and is a predicted model, not a curated record. The transcript is spliced from 4 exons.